Messenger RNA from Stegastes partitus (bicolor damselfish), 2455 nucleotides. It is a transcript of the gene pgpep1l, whose product is annotated as pyroglutamyl-peptidase I like. The coding region runs from base 15 to 620 and encodes 201 amino acids. Gene Ontology annotation, biological process: proteolysis. The record is from RefSeq and is a predicted model, not a curated record. The transcript is spliced from 5 exons. NCBI's taxonomy places the organism in Eukaryota, Metazoa, Chordata, Actinopteri, Pomacentridae. Gene Ontology annotation, cellular component: cytosol. Gene Ontology annotation, molecular function: pyroglutamyl-peptidase activity.
GACACAAAUUUACCAUGAGUGAACGCGACACUGUGGUUGUUACAGGGUUUGGACCUUUCAGACAGUUCUUGGAGAACCCCAGCUGGAGAGCAGCCCAGGCGCUGAAGUUGGCCGGACUGGGGGACAGGACUGAUGUUUACAUCAAGGAGGUACCAGUGAGUUAUGUCCAAACCCAAAACAUUAUUGAGGAACUCUGGCGAACUGUUAACCCAAAGUUUGCAGUUCACCUGGGCGUAGCCAGAGGUUCCAGCAUUGUCCUUUUGGAGCAAACGGGUAAGAACGUCGGCUACAGCGACAGAGAUGUGUGCGGCUUCUGUCCAGAAAGUCACUGCUGCAUCGAAGGCGGACCAGAGAAACUGGACUCGGUCGUUAACAUGAGAGCUGUCUCCAAGGUCUUCAAACAAGCAGGGAUGGAUGUGAUUUAUUCCAGAGACGCUGGCAGGUACCUGUGUGAUUUUGCAUACUACUUGUCCCUGUAUCACGGUCAGAGGAAGGCAGCCUUCAUCCACGUACCCUCGUCUGGCAGCCUGGCGUCAGCUGACAGACUGGUACCUCUGCUGCAGAGCCUCAUUCAGGUGAUGCUCCAACAGCUGGAGGAUCCCGGAGCAGCAGUGAGGUAGAUCUUCAUCUUUCACGCCACAUGAGCAGCCUUCCACGUCACCGAAUACUGCGAUUGAGAAGUGGCGGCCUUCGGGGGGAAAAUAAACAGAGCGAGCAAUCAUAGUUCUCAUUUAUUUAUUCAAAAUUUCAGAAAAAAAGAAAAUACAAGAAAUUCUCAGAUACACAUUUGGAGACGGCAUGUCAAAAAAUAUACCAUCUCAGCUAUAGGUGUGAAAAAACUUUGAGGCCUCAGAUACAGAGCUUGAAAGAAGACAAGUCUAGUGAAAUUAUGAAUUUUUUUGUGAUUAUUUCUUUCCCCAAUCAAGUAAUGAACACACAGAUUUUGUGAAAGCAUUGUAAUAAAAUAAUAGCAGUAGACCAAGGCCCCCUCAGAAGGUAUAGGAAUGCAAAUCAUAAAAACAGAGGCAUGAUAAUGAUAAACCUCAAACUUAUUAUUGCAGUUUGAAUGCACUGACGCAUUUCCAUAAACCUGACAUUUGUAUGAAGAACAUUCUGAAGAAUUAAAAUGCUGAAGAUGACUAAAACCGACGUUAGUUACUGUAUAUUUAUGCUGGAAGUCUAAGGUCAUGUAGAAAAGCAACUAGCAGUGUGAAGCUGUAAACUAUCAUCUUGUUCUAAUCAUGUCGUUUACUCUUUACCAUGACUACCCGUAAUCUACGCGACAUCCCUGUCCUAUAACGCUGUACGUCCAUGUGUUUCACUGUAAAUGCUGUAGUUUUGUGAUCUAACGGUAACUAGUAGUUCAACAGUUAUUCACCUCACAACAGGUCAAAAUCUACUCCGAAGUGAAAAGCUGAAAUAUAUCAUGAUACAUCCAAACUGGAAAAAAAACAACAACAACAUAAAUGCACAGAUAUGUUAAACUACUCAAGCUGUUUGCUUGUUUGUCAGUGGUGAUUUCUGUACCAAUGUUAUAUUCAGCAGCAAUCGGGACUAUUUUGUAACCGAAAGAUUUCACUCUUAUCUAAAAUUACAGAUACAACGAUUUAGAUUGAGCACCCGAAUUACACAUUCAAAGUUGCCCGGCGGCCUAUUCGUAAUUCCAUUUUUUUUUUAUUGCUUUUAGAUAUUCAUUUCACCACGAAAUUUUCAGAUUUUUUUGUUUUUCAUGCUCCCAGCCCACCAGCUCUUGCACUGAGACGGCGCUCUCCACGUAGCCACGGCGAGUAAAGAGUAGAACUGAGGUUUUAUGAGAAGCUUUGAGAUGUAAAAGCUACUUUUUGUCACCUUGUACGCUCAACAUUUUUUUUUUUGGUGACAAUAUAUAAGAUCCACUGAGGUGACUGAACCAGCAGCAUUAUCAUAAGUAGCAGUACAACAGGCCAGAAAAGGCGCGUAGAGUUUUACUUCUGAAUGAUCAAAACGCCUGAAAAUUAAGAGAUUCACGCUGACGAUAGUGGAGAUGAAGAACAUCAUGGCAUUCAGCAGGUAGACUUGGGACAGGGGGGAAAUGAUGACAUUCACACAACCAGAAAGAGUUUAAAAUUAAAUAAUCAUAGUGACAAGAAUGACGUUUGUUUUGUUUUUUUUUCCUGCUGGGUUGAUUCCAGCAUUAAAAUGAUCCAUAUAUGAGUUUCUACUGAAUUUAGAAACAUGUAGGAAGUGAAAAUGCUGCAUUCUCCAUGGUUGUGUGUAGAAAGUACAGAAUUGUCCGUGUUACAUUCACAGUACUGAUCCACACACAUAACUGGAUGUUGGUUUUUUUUGUUGUUUGUUUUAAAUUAAAUGCCAUCUGUUUGGAAUAAAGUUGUGAAGGUUUGCACUGUAUUUUUGCAGCACCACAGGCUGCGGGUAAAUAAUGUUUUUUUUUUCUUUCUUGGAGGUGAUUAAAACA